Amblyraja radiata (thorny skate) is the source of this 986-nucleotide messenger RNA. It is a transcript of the gene cd226, whose product is annotated as CD226 molecule. Bases 87 to 986 code for a protein of 299 amino acids. Gene Ontology annotation, molecular function: cell adhesion molecule binding. The transcript is spliced from 6 exons. Gene Ontology annotation, biological process: positive regulation of natural killer cell cytokine production; positive regulation of immunoglobulin mediated immune response; cytokine production. Gene Ontology annotation, cellular component: external side of plasma membrane. NCBI's taxonomy places the organism in Eukaryota, Metazoa, Chordata, Chondrichthyes, Rajiformes, Rajidae. The record is from RefSeq and is a predicted model, not a curated record.
GCUCUGUGAGCAUUGAAGUAAACUCUCCAUUAUACGUGUUGCUGUCCAUUGGGAACGAGCAUUUGUUUCUUUUCACAUGUCCAUCCAUGGCACAGUUAGGAUGUUACCUCCUUCUCCUCUCCGUCGGGCUGUUUCAGCUGCAGAAAUGUGUGGAUUGUGAACAGCACCAGAAUAUUGACUCUACAAUUAAACGUCAGGAUGUAGUCAGACUGAGAUGUGCAUAUCCUCAGACGAGCAAGAUGAUUCAGCUGUCCUGGGAGAAGAUUAUAAAUGGUGUGAAGCACAACAUUGCUGUAUAUAACCCUCAAUUUGGAGAGAACAUACUUCCUCCAUAUAACCAAAGUGUUAAAUUUUUGUCAUCGUUCAUCAAUGGAGAUAUUAUGUUGAAAGCUUCAGCUGCAGAUGAGGGCAUUUAUCAAUGUUCCAUUAACACUUUUCCUGGUGGCAAAUUGCUGAAAAAAAUUGAAAUAAUUAACCCAGCACAUUUUUCAAGAGGUCGGGCAGCAGAUACUCAGGUGGAAUUGGUUCCGGGGAACAAUGUGACGUUACUCUGCGGAAAUCCAAAUGGGAGUGAUGUUCAAGAAGUGACAUGGAAGCAAGUGACUGAAGAAGAAAUAAACAUGAUCGUUAACAUCACACCUUCAUCAUUAUUCAUCGGCUAUGACUACAAAGAAAGAAUCAAAUAUAGCUUCCUACCAUUUACAGACAUUAGCCUGACGAUACAGAAUGUGACAAUAAAUAAUAUGGGAAGAUAUCACUGUCAAGUUAACACAAGUGAUAGAAAUUGGACCAAAGUCUUUGAUGUUGGUGUCCAAAGAGAUUUUAAAAUGUUUCUGAUUAUUGGUGUGAUUGCGUUUGUGGCCCUUUUAUGCAUGAUCAGUAUUGUUGCCUAUGUGUGGAGGAGAAAUAAAUUGAAAAGGGCCAAAAGACAAAUAAAAAGCAUGAGCACCGAAAGAAAUCAGAUUGGGGAAGCUAAAGGCACUUGA